This is a messenger RNA of Planococcus citri (citrus mealybug), 1899 nucleotides long. Its product is annotated as FAD-dependent oxidoreductase domain-containing protein 1-like. The coding region runs from base 209 to 1828 and encodes 539 amino acids. Gene Ontology annotation, molecular function: oxidoreductase activity. NCBI's taxonomy places the organism in Eukaryota, Metazoa, Arthropoda, Insecta, Hemiptera, Pseudococcidae. Gene Ontology annotation, biological process: mitochondrial respiratory chain complex I assembly. The transcript has 9 exons. Gene Ontology annotation, cellular component: cytoplasm. The record is from RefSeq and is a predicted model, not a curated record.
GUGAUAACAAACAAGGUGAGACGCGAGAAGGGAUCUUGAACACAUGAACUUUUUGAUAAAAGUGAGUUGAGCUUUUACUUUGCAUUUGCAGUCAUUUUGUGUUUUACGAAAGUUUCAUCAUGUGAACACCCACAAGUAAAAUUUUUCUGUUCGACUCUGCUGUAUCGUAAAUUGAACGACGUUCUGCUGAUCUUUUGCUUUUACAACGAUGCAUUCAACAAUCCUAUUCCCAGGCCGACGAAUUGGAAUGCUGAGGAAAUAUUUCAGAAUAAAUCACUGUAAUCUUACAAAUAUCAGACGUACAUUUUCUAUUAGCACCGAGUAUGAUGAUGUGCUCCGUAGAAUACCUCCUACAAAAUUUGAGUUUCCGGAGCCAAAAAUUCAAAUUCCCGAUCAGGAGGAAUUAACUUUGAAGAGAGUUUUGGAGGUAUGGAAAUUGGAAAUAGACCACUACAUAGACUUCAUUAGAAAUCCUGCUCCGGAGAAACGAUUUCUUAGAGAAGUUCUUCCGAAAAAUUUCGAUAUUAUUGUCAUUGGAAGCGGAUAUAUUGGUACUUCUAUUGCAUACUGGUUGAGAGAAAGAUAUCGAGAGAAUCAGAGUAUCUUAGUUAUUGACAAAAAUUUGGAUAUUAAUAAUAUUAUCAAUAUUAAAAAGCCUGAACAAAUCACAGCUGCCCUAGCUGCAACGGGAAAUAUUCGACAGCAGUUCUCGUUGAAAGAAAAUAUAGACAUGGCUAGAAUUUCUGCUGAUUUUUUUCGCAAUUUGGAUGAAACUAUUAGAUUGCGCGACGAAACGUUUCCUUCUGUUCCUUACAAACCAUUUGGUUUUCUUACUCUAGCUAAACCAGAAAGUGAAGAAAUGAUGAAAGAAAAUAAUCUACUACAAACGUCAUUGAACAUUAACAAUGAAUUACUCACCCCAUUUCAAAUGAAUCAACGAUUUCCAUGGCUUAAUACUUCUGAUAUUCGAUUAGGUUGUCAUGGUCUUCAAGACGAAGGAUGGAUCGACCCUUAUAUGUAUUUAAUGACUAUGAGACAAGCAGCUAUCAAACGUGGAACGAUAUUCUUGGAAGCUGAACCAGUAGAAUUUGCUCACGGUCAAGAGAUCGAUUUUAAAGGAUUUGAACCUAUGUCCUAUAGGCAGACCAAUCAUAUAAUUCUCAAACUUCCCGAUGGAUCUUACAAAAAAAUCGCUUUCGGACACUGCAUUUUAGCCACAGGACCAGACACUCAUAGGUUUACAAAAGAACUUUUGCAUUUAGAUAAGAAAAACCCUGGGUUAUUUGGAAUGGAGAUUCCGGUCGAACGCAGGAAAAGGUAUAUUUUCAAUUUCGAAGCUCCAGAAGGAGGAAUGGAAUUGAGUUCUCCACUAGUAGUUGAUCCUAGCGGUCUCUUCGUACAUCGAACUGGAGUUCACGAUUACGUUUGUGGAAUGGCCCCUAUUCCAGAAGAAGAACCUUCCACCGAUAAUUUAGAUGUUGAUUAUGACUUUUUUUACAAACGCAUUUGGCCUCUAUUAGCUAAUCGAAUUCCUGCUCUCGAACAGCUACGGCUCAUUUCUGGUUACGCGUACUACAUCGAUCAUAACACGUACGACGAAAGUGGUAUUAUAGGCAGAAUACCAGCUUACCCUAAUAUUUUUGUAGUCGCUGGUUUCGGUGAAAAUGAGUUUCAAUUUUCACCAGUAUUAGGAAAAGCUUUGCACGAAUUAUUGUUCGAUGAUUGUUUUGUUACUGCAGAUUUGUAUAAUUUAUCGUAUAAAAGGAUAUUACUGGAUUACGCAUUACAAGAAGGAAUUCAGUUACACGAAGGAAUUCGGUUAAACUAGACAAAAACCAGUUUUAUUAUCGAUUAAUUUUGUUACCAGAGAUGAAAAAUAAAUUAAUUUUCAAACAAUAA